AUGGAUAAUACUGGUAGAGGGGAUGGAUGGCUGAUAUUACUGCCAGAACCGUAUGCAAAGGCAGGCACACUCUGGCUGUAUCCUCACGAUGGAAUAGCCCCCGAAGACGGCGAGGCGGUGCGAGUCGGGAUCAAGCAGAUACAGAUGGAACAGGACACGGCCAAGUCGCAGGAGCUGCCCUCGCACACAGUGUUGCUGGACUUCAACCGCGUGUCUCGCCCGCUGAUCGAGAUUAUUACGCUGCCGGAGAUACACUCACCCGCCACGGCGGCUGCCUGCGUACGGAAGAUCCAGGCCAUUCUGCAGUCCUGCGGUGCAGUCAACACGGGCAUGGAAAUGGGCGGUCUACGUGCCGAUGUCAACGUAUCUGUCAGACGGACAGGAGACACAGACACAGCUGAAUUGGGCCAGCGGACGGAGAUCAAGAAUCUGAGCAGUUUCAAGGCGGUCGAGGACGCUAUCGUGGCCGAGCGAGACCGCCAGAUCGCGGUGCUGGAAGGCGGAGGGAAGAUUGACGGCGAGACCCGCGGCUGGACGAUCGGGAGCACAGAGACCAGGAGGCUACGAGAGAAAGAAGGGUCGGUGGAUUAUCGAUACAUGCCAGACCCAGACAUUGCGCCGGUAGUGGUAGGGGAGCAGCUGGUCGAGACGCUGCGGACGAGCAUGCCGCCGUCGCCGGACGAGCUGCUGCGGAUGCUGACGGAGGAGCCGCAGUACAUGCUGACGAUGGAGGAUGCAAAGCCGCUGGUCGAGCUGGACGACUGUGCCCGGCUGGAGUAUUAUCUUGAUGCCGUCGACGAGCUACACCUUCUCCAAAAUGCCGAUGUCAACAACAGCAGCAGCAGCAGCACAAGAUCCACGGCUACGGGCAAGACGGUAGGCAACUGGGUGCUGCACGAGCUCGGAGGCCUGUUCAGCCGGGCAGACGCAAGCUGGGACAGCGAGCGAGUGCCGGCCGCGAGCCUGGCGGCGAUUGUGCAUCUGGUCGGGACGAGGCAGAUCACGGGCAGCACGGCCAAAACGCUGCUGGCGACGGUCUUUGCGGGCGAGCACGGCGGGCGGACGGUGCAGCAGAUGGUCGAGCAGGACGGCCUGCUGCUGUGUCCGCUGUCGCAGGAGGAGUACCUGGCGAUGGCGCGGACGGUGAUGGCCCAGCACCCGCAGAUGGUCGAGCAGAUCCGGCAGGGCCAGCAUGGCAAGGUCGGCUUCUUCGUCGGCCAGAUCAAGCGCAUGGGCGAGCAGGGCCGGGUCGAGGCCCAGCGCGCCGAGCAGGCUAUUCUCUCUCUCCUCUGA
Trichophyton verrucosum HKI 0517 is the source of this 1293-nucleotide messenger RNA. RefSeq lists its product as uncharacterized. The transcript has a single exon. Lineage: Eukaryota; Fungi; Ascomycota; Eurotiomycetes; Onygenales; Arthrodermataceae. The record is from RefSeq and is a predicted model, not a curated record. Bases 1 to 1293 code for a protein of 430 amino acids. Gene Ontology annotation, biological process: mitochondrial translation; glutaminyl-tRNAGln biosynthesis via transamidation. Gene Ontology annotation, molecular function: glutaminyl-tRNA synthase (glutamine-hydrolyzing) activity.